Molecule: messenger RNA, 771 nt
Organism: Perca fluviatilis (European perch)
Lineage: Eukaryota; Metazoa; Chordata; Actinopteri; Perciformes; Percidae
Product: histone H2A-like
Exons: 1
Coding region: 47-430 (127 amino acids)
Cellular component (GO): nucleosome
Molecular function (GO): DNA binding; structural constituent of chromatin; protein heterodimerization activity
Source: RefSeq, a predicted model, not a curated record
AUGUUUGUACUUUUCUCUCGAACUCAACGACAGAAGAAACGCGAAAAUGUCUGGAAGAGGGAAAACCGGAGGUAAAGCUAGAGCUAAGGCCAAGACCCGCUCCUCUCGUGCCGGGCUCCAGUUCCCCGUCGGCCGUGUCCACAGGCUGCUCCGCAAAGGGAACUACGCUCAGCGUGUUGGUGCCGGAGCUCCGGUGUAUCUGGCGGCCGUGCUGGAGUACCUGACUGCUGAGAUCCUGGAGCUGGCUGGAAACGCUGCCCGCGACAACAAGAAGACCCGUAUCAUCCCCCGCCAUCUGCAGCUGGCCGUCCGCAACGACGAGGAGCUCAACAAGCUGCUGGGCGGAGUGACCAUCGCUCAGGGCGGCGUGCUGCCCAACAUCCAGGCCGUCCUGCUGCCCAAGAAGACCGAGAAGCCCGCUAAGAAGUAAACACCCGGAGCCGGCUUCAACCAAACCAACAACGGCUCUUUUAAGAGCCACACACAUCCCACUAAAGAGAAAUCCUUAUACUUUAUGUAUAUGUCAUAUUAUAUUUACGAUUUAUUCUUUAAAUACAAUGAAUCAACCUUUAGCCUACCUACGAAAUCGCUUAUGUAUCUACACGUAACGCAAAUUUACAUAUGCAUGUACAGUUUACAUAUGUACACACGAGAUCCUUUUACAUAGUGUUGUGAAUUAACUACUUAAUACAGUGAGUCCCCACAUAUAUAGGACAUGUAGUUACAGCCUGUGAGCACACUGCAAUAUUAAAACAAGUGUAUUUAAGAAGA